AAGCGGAAAGGAUUCUCGUCGAUCCAUUCUGGAGCCAUUGAUAGGGCGCUUGGAGAGUUCUGUAGAGGCGAUUGAGGAGCUACCUCGAUUCUUCGUGGAAUCCGAAGGAGAAACAUGGUGGGGAGGAGCGACGGUGCCAUACCGGAGUACUGGCGACUCGCCGACGAGAUGAACCCGCCGGGGAUCGGGUGCAGGGUCAUGGAGUCGGAGUGCGUCCGGAGAUUCCACCUCCAUGAGUUGCAGGAGAACCAGUGCAGCUCGUGCGUGCUCAAGCACAUCAAAGCCCCCGUCCAUCUCGUGUGGUCUUUGGUGAGGCGAUUCGACCAGCCGCAGCGGUACAAGCCGUUCGUGAGCAGAUGCAUCAUGCAAGGGGAUUUUGCAGUGGGGUGCUUGAGAGAAGUUAACAUCAAGUCCGGUCUGCCUGCUACUACCAGCACUGAAAGGCUCGAGCAGCUCGAUGACGAUGAGCGCAUUUUGAGCAUCAAGAUUGUUGGAGGAGACCACAGGCUUCAGAACUACUCAUCUGUUUUGACUGCACACCCUGAGAUUGUCGAUGGUAGACCGGCAACAUUGGUGAUCGAAUCAUUUGUAGUCGAUGUGCCUGAAGGAAACACCAAGGAUGACACUUGCUUUUUUGUUGAGGCUCUUAUCAAGUGCAACCUUAAAUCAUUGGCCGCGAUAUCAGAGAGCUUGGCAGCUCAAGAUCCGAUAAAGCCCAUCGACCUAUAGUGGUGAUCUACAACUUCGAUCAUCAAAGUUUUUGCCCGUGUUUCGUCGUCUGCUUGAUUCAGUAAUCAUUUUAGCAUGGAAUGCAUAUUUACGCGAGUCACCUAUGUCUCAUUUACAUCUGAUUCCGAUACCAUUGUUCCUAGUUCAUGUUAUCGCAUAGUUCAUUCGACAUGCUCAGUUUUCUACUGCUAAGCAAUGCGGAAGAAUUUGCUGGUACUCGCCGUCAAGUUGAAAAUGUUAGUGCAUCUAAACCAAAUCUAUGUCCCAAACCAUGGGAAAGUUGGUGUAAUUUGUGGUCUGUAAAUAUUUUGGCUAUCCAUUUUGCUAACAGAUUUAAGAUGCCACCAACUUUUUUCUAAGCUUAUUUAAAUAUUUAUGAAUUUGAUAAUUAUGUUUAUUAGCUGGAGAGCUUAAG
This is a messenger RNA of Zingiber officinale, 1144 nucleotides long. RefSeq names its product abscisic acid receptor PYL8-like. The record is from RefSeq and is a predicted model, not a curated record. Gene Ontology annotation, biological process: abscisic acid-activated signaling pathway. Gene Ontology annotation, cellular component: cytoplasm; nucleus. Gene Ontology annotation, molecular function: abscisic acid binding; protein phosphatase inhibitor activity; signaling receptor activity. The transcript has 3 exons. The coding region runs from base 115 to 729 and encodes 204 amino acids. NCBI's taxonomy places the organism in Eukaryota, Viridiplantae, Streptophyta, Magnoliopsida, Zingiberales, Zingiberaceae.